Molecule: messenger RNA, 510 nt
Organism: Suillus paluster
Lineage: Eukaryota; Fungi; Basidiomycota; Agaricomycetes; Boletales; Suillaceae
Exons: 3
Coding region: 1-510 (169 amino acids)
Source: RefSeq, a predicted model, not a curated record
AUGUUGGCCCAGAUUCACAUCAAUAUGGAGGCACUCCGGACACGCGAUAGGAUGGAAGUUGACGUCCGGCAAGAUGACCUGGAGCGUCACAUUGAAGUCGCCGAAGGAUCGGAUGCUGCCAUGACCGUGCAGAUCGACCGGAUACAGGGGGGAUUUGUGAGGUAUAUGAGGGGGGAUAGUGCAUUCGGUCGCACGUUGACCAACGAUGUCUUCACUCCGGAUGCAUCUUGGAUGAGCGCCCAGACCGGUGGUGAUCUCAUUGGCAUUGAAGAUGGCUCACCGGUCGCAAGACAAACAUGGGUGCCAUCCACUUCCACCAUCAACCCGGCACUCACCACGACAGUAUCCGGCCCAUCUGUUCCUCCGGGUGAUGCACCACCAGUACCACCUCUCAUUCUCCCGGUGGGGUCCAUGCCUUCACCUGGCACCCUUCACGCAUUGAUCACCGGAGGGCCAUCAAAUGUGCUGGACAAUGGUCAGUCCACCUUGGCUCCUUUGCCACGCCAAUGA